CAGUUCGCUGUGACGCGCAGAGGAGCGCCACAGCGAACCGUGCGCAGCGGCGGUCCCUGAGAUGUGGUGAUAAAGCGGGUGAAGUCAGACGAAGAUCUCUCUCUCUCCCUCUCCCUCUCUCUCUCUCUCUCUCUCCCUCUCUCCUCCCCUUUAGCGCUGGCCUCCACCGCAUCGUGGAGUUUAGGCUUAUCGCGUCGCGCAGCUCCGGGUUCAGCUCUGCGGCACAGUGGCGCGCCCUCUCUGGACUUUUCAUCUUGUGCCAAUGAGGCGCAGCGUGAAUCGCUCUUCUCACUUCGGGAAUAUCGGUCCUGGAUACUCCGUGUACUGCGACUGAACGCUUUGGGUGAAAGGAGAGUCUGAUGAGCCUGGCGAGUGUGGCAGUGUCGGCGGCGGUCUUCCAGGGCGGGGCCCGCCAGCGGGACUUGAUGAUGGAGCACAAAGUCAGUAAGCUGACCUCUGGAUUCCAGCGGAGCUCCACCUCCGACGAUGACUCGGGCUGUGCGCUGGAGGAGUACGCCUGGGUACCACCUGGCCUCCGGCCUGAGCAGGUCCAGUUGUAUUUCUCCUGUCUGCCCGAGGAUAAGAUUCCCUAUGUGAGCAGUCCGGGAGAGAAGUUUCGAAUCAAGCAGCUCCUCUACCAACUUCCCCCGCAUGAUAAUGAGGUGCGUUACUGCCAGUCCCUCAGUGAGGAAGAGAAGAAGGAGCUGCUUAUGUUCAGUGUGCAGAGGAAGAAGGAAGCACUGGGAAGGGGCACAUUGAAACUUCUGCCCCGUAAUCUAAUGAACAACAUUUGUGGCCACUGUGGUGAAAAGAUCAACGGUGGAGAAAUGGCAGUGUUCUCCUCGAGGGCGGGCCCCGCGCUGUGCUGGCACCCCGCAUGCUUCGCCUGCUCCACAUGCAGUGAAAUGCUGGUGGAUUUGAUCUACUUCUACCAUGAUGGAAAAAUCCACUGUGGAAGGCACCACGCUGAGCUCCUCAAACCGCGCUGCUCAGCCUGCGACGAGAUCAUCUUUGCCGAUGAGUGCACAGAGGCGGAAGGCCGCCAUUGGCACAUGAAGCAUUUCGCCUGCUUUGAAUGCGAGACAAUCCUGGGGGGGCAGCGCUACAUCAUGAAGGACGGCAGACCCUACUGUUGUGGCUGCUUUGAGUCUCUCUACGCAGAGUACUGCGAGGCCUGUGGGGAACACAUUGGUGUCGAUCACGCUCAGAUGACCUACGAUGGGCUCCACUGGCACGCCACCGAGGGCUGCUUCAGCUGUGCCCAGUGUAAGGGCUCUCUCCUGGGCUGCCCCUUCCUGCCGCACCAGGGCCGCAUUUACUGCUCCAAGGCCUGCAGCGCCGGCGAAGACGUGCACGCCUCCGACUCCUCCGACUCGGCCUUCCAGUCGGCGCGCUCCCGCGAAUCCCGGCGCAGCGUGCGCAUGGGCAAGAGCAGCCGCUCGGCCGACCAGUGCCGGCAGUCGCUGCUCUUCUCCCCCUCCGUCAACUACAAGUUCCCCGGCUUCAUUGGGAACGCCGAGGACACCCUGACCGACAAGCUCUCCCACGUGAAUUUAUCUGACGAGCAUUUCUGGAGGGAGCGCGGCGAGGAGACCGAGGCACCCGAGGACCAGGGGGAGGAGUGGGCCGAGCACGAGGACUACAUGACACAGCUGCUACUGAAGUUCGGGGAAAACGUGGUCUUCCAGCAAGCGAAUGACUCCAGACCCACUGAUUUCUGGGUCGCUGAAAAGGACCAACGGUCAAAGCAGGAGACUUCAAAAGUGGGCACUGGCGGCGUCGGAGGAAGGGGGAGCCUCGCCAGUAAGAAGUACCAGGCUGACAUGUGCUGGGCCCAGUCACAGGAUGGGCUCGGCGACUCGGCCUACGGUUCCCACCCGGGUCCGGCGAGCAGCAGAAAGAUCCAAGAGCUGGAGCUGGAUCACGGGGCUCAACGGAGCAUCCAGGGGGAGGAGAUACAGUGGUACAAUGACUCCUUGGAGUGCCUCACGGACGAGUUCAAGAAGACGGAUCAGAGUGUUCGGGACUCCAUGGACUCGCUGGCACUCUCCAAUAUUACCGGGGCCUCAGUGGAUGGCGAUAGUAAGGAUAGACCUUUGGUAUACUCCCUGCAAGGCUUUCAUGAACUGGAGACAGAAGACUGUGAGAAAAGCAGCAACAUGGGAACCCUCAACUCCUCAAUGCUCCACAGAAGUGCCAAUUCCCUGAAAAGCCUUGCAUCAGAGCAGGAGGAGGUGGAGGAAAGAGUCCCAGGCGAAGACGUGAGGCCUCUCGCGGACGGACCCCAACCUCACGUCCCCGCUCUCCGGAGGACGCGCUCGCAAUCCAGGCCGCAGCAAGUCAAGUUCUCCGACGACGUGGUGGACAACGGGCGUUAUUGCGAUCUCCCGCUGCGCCAACCGCCCAUGAGUGAACGGACUCGCCGCAGGGCGUACCACUUCGAGGAGGAGGGCCGGGAGCCCCACGCCGGCCGCCACCACCACCACCACCGGAAGCAUCGCAGUCGCAAGUCUCGCUCCGACAAUGCCCUUCACCUUCUGCCCAAGGAGAGGGUCCAGAUGGGCUACAAAGCGGACCACAGAGGGGCCGCCCUCGGCCCCGGGGGCCACCAGGGCCUCCGCGGCCACCGCGGCCACCGCGGCCCUGGCGCCGCGUCAGAGUACGGGCUGCAGGGCCAAGCCGCGGGGAGGCUCUUGGAGCUGUACGGGGACGACGAUGACUGGUGCUCCACGUGUUCCUCUUCCUCUUCAGAUUCUGAGGAAGAAGGCUUUUUCCUGGGGCAGCCAAUCCCUCAGCCCAGGCCUCAAAGACACUACUACACGGAGGACUUGCCCGGCCCCGGGGCGGGAAUGUCCUCUCCUCCUUACGGCCGACGGACUAAGUCCAAAAAGAAGAAAGGGCACAAGGGGAAAAACUGCAUCAUUUCAUAGACUUCGAUGGCUCGCCUGAUCCUUUUAGCGUUGGAUUACGCUCUGACACCAACCUCUGCCUCUCGUGUACACUGUACAAAAUGCAAUAACACUCUGCUUGCUUUUAAAUGUUUUUUCAAGCACUCAAUAUACCGAGGUCUUCAAGCCUAACAUUGCAAACACCAGUCAAGUUUAGUUCAAUGUAUAUUUAUAAACCACCAUCUUAUUUAACAGCAAAUAUAUUAAUGUAUAUAUUGAAACCAAAAAAAACAGAUCAAAAUGGCUAUUUUUGUACCCUUAAGUCAAUGACAUGAUUCAUACCAAAAUGCCAUUAACAUUUAACAAGUGUUGCCAGUGGAGCCAUUGUUCCAUGAGGCUAUCAGAAGCCUGCAGGUUGACUGCGUUCUUCUCUUCUCUAAGCCGUGUGUUCAAAAAAGCCUUGUUGAGUGGUGUAUUUAUGAGUCACUGUAAUGUUAACAAAACAUUGUAAUCUGUAUAAAUGUACAAACUGGAAUAUAAGGCUAAGAUAGAUAAUAAUUGUAAUAAAACUAUCUAUAUAUCGUGA
Messenger RNA from Pungitius pungitius (ninespine stickleback), 3474 nucleotides. RefSeq names its product prickle-like protein 1. The record is from RefSeq and is a predicted model, not a curated record. Gene Ontology annotation, molecular function: zinc ion binding. NCBI's taxonomy places the organism in Eukaryota, Metazoa, Chordata, Actinopteri, Perciformes, Gasterosteidae. The transcript has 8 exons. Bases 360 to 2930 code for a protein of 856 amino acids.